GCGAUACCUGUUCCGACGCCAUAGCCCUGACCCAGUUCAGCCUCCCCAAUUUAACGCCUUUACCAGAUUCCAUUUUCCCACCAGAACGGGACCCCACCUCCUAAAUGAAAUCGAUCUUGAAGAUCAUUUCUUCACCAACUCUUGCUCGACCCAUUGCGACUUCUCCCGCUUUUGCGGUUCGACUCACCGCUCCACGAGGUAGAACGAAUUGCUGUGUUGACAUUUGUCCAACGCAGCUUGCAACAUUGGAUUUGAGCAAGCACAGGCUGAACAAUCAAUAAGCAAGAGGACCUUCGAGUCUGGAGCCGGCUGAUUUCAGCUGGUUAUUUUCGCCAUGGCGACCAAGUUCUCCAGGGCCCCAAUGGCCAGCAUGCACACAUCCGGGAUCUUUUCCGACAUGACUGUCGACGGUCCCGAGAUUGGCACGCUCGUGAUCAUUGUCGAUAAGGCGAAAAAUCUACCUAAUCGCCGAACUAUGGGCAAACAGGAUCCAUACUGCGCAGCACGGCUAGGGAAAGAAGCUAAGAAAACCGAGACAGAUAAACGUGGUGGUCAAACUCCUAGAUGGGAUCAAGAACUCCGGUUCACGGUGCAUGACUCCCCGGAUUAUAACCAACUCAAAGUGUCCGUCUUCAAUGAUGACAAAAAGACCGAGUUGAUUGGGGAAGCCUGGGUUUCUUUGGAAGCUGUCGUGAUUCCUGGCGGUGGCCAGAAUGACCUAUGGCAUACUCUCACUUACAGAGGAAAGUAUGCCGGAGAAAUUCGGAUCGAGUUGACAUAUUACGAUACAAGACAGAAGGAAGCCAAAGUGAGCGAGAAGCAGAGAGAAGUCGCAAAAGCGGACGCAGAUCCUGCCGAAAAGACCGCCUUGGCUGGGCCACGACAGCUGAAACCUGUGAGACGUAGACCGCUUCCGACUGAUCCUACCGGCACAGCCUCAGCUUCGACAGUGCCAUUGAUCCCACCGCAGGCGUCUGUGCCGCCUUCAGCGACAGCAAGGACACUUCCGCCUGCGCUUAGUCAAAAUGCCCAUAGACAAGCUUAUCCUCCGGAGCGCAUGGCUGCCGGCCCGCCAGCGCCAAAUCCAUACGAACGACACGCGGCAGCGUACCAGCGAGCAGCACUCGGGGCUCGAGAGCCUCCGACUGCUCGAAGUCAGGGGAUCCCAGCUCCCGCGCCCCAAAAACCCGUCCUUUACGCUGAACCGGCAAGCUAUGAAUCCUAUUUGCCGGAGGAAAGCGCGACUCACGCUCCUUAUUCGGCUCCUCGCGCUUCCGGGCACGGAUACAAUCGUUUUGAUCCGUACGAUGCUGGGGUUGGGGAUACCAGGAGGCCAGUUCAAUCAACGCAAGAGCCGGCUCACAUUGUCGUACCGACACCAUCAGCUCCUGUUCUCGAGACUGUUUCGCAGCCGGUUUACGGUGCUACUCAUAACAUAGCACCGACUGCUCACGAGAUUGUCGCCAAUGAUUAUGCUGGAGCACCCCCUCACUCUGCUCCACCAGUAAUGCCACUAUUGGGAGCACCUGAACGGUAUGCUACUGCGAAUCAAGUAUCUCAACUUCCCCCACCUCGAUCGAUUCCGCCUCGGGCGAGCACUUAUUAUGAUAAUCACCCCCGUCAUCAGUCCGCAGAAUCGAUUUAUAAUGGUUUGCCAGCGCCAAUUCAGGCUUCAAUGAUGCCGUCCGCACGAGUUGCGCUUCCCGAAGUCGAUGAUGGGCCACCUCCCCCACCUCCAGCUCAUAAGAGCCGCGCUUCAGUCGCUCGGGUUGGAUACGACUAUGCAAUACCACCAGCGCCGCUGAAUAUUCCAAGAAUGAAGUCUGUCGACUUACCAAGCUAUGAGAGCAUUGCAGAGCAGCCGCAACACCAACAAUUCUCAGCGGCUACUCAAGCUGUGGUUCCUUUGUCAGGAGUUGAGGCUCAACAAUUUGAAGUCUCGACGCCUUCUCGUAGCAAUUACAGUCGCUCACACAGGCGUGUGUCGGGAGAAGUGAUGCUCCCAUCGCCAGGGACAGAAGUUCCCUUUGGCAUGCCCCCAAGCUUGGUACCUGGCUAUGAUCCUAGCGUUGCAGACGAGGUGUCAGACCGUAUGGUGCAUGAGAGGCGAAUGAGCCAUGUGCAACCGGAACGAAUGGAACCGAUUGUUGAUUCCCGGCCCCCGCCUACCUACGAUCACCAACCUAGCGUCCAUGAUGAAUAUGAGGAGGAGAUGUUAUCACUUCCGUACCCUGUGAAUACAGAGGAACGCGCCGGAAGACAAGAGCGUACGCCUGCGGCUGCGGUUGCACCUCUUGUCAAACCUCGAGCUGUCAGCCCUGUUGCCCAGAGGGUGAGCGUGAGCCCUGGUCUCCAGCAGAGACCAACUCGGAAAUCGGUCAGCCCACACCCUGAAGUUCGGUCUCCUGAGAGACGGCUGUCGGGCGCGCCAUUCUCACCGGAUUCUUACGAUAUACUAAACCCCAAAGCAAGCUCUUCCAGUCUCAAUCUGUCAUCACAGUACCACUCUGCCGAUCCUUCCUUGGAACCAAUGCGUGAUGAUGGGACACUGAUUGGACAUGACGGAAGGGUCAUUGAUCCUUCAGAUCAUCUUCCGACCCACACGUGGGCUCCUGAACCAGAGGCAAAGACCCCCAAAAAGGUUGCAGAACCUGCACCUCGGUCACGGCCAAGCCCUCAUGGAGCGCAGCCAAUGCUUCCCGCCGUUCGUCGACCUCUUCGCGAAACACGCCCGCAUUCGAUUGCCGGGCCAGUGUAUUCACAUCCUAAGGAUCCAUUUACCCCGCCUAGCGUCAGCCGAUAUCGAUUGCAAAAUGGCAGCGGAAAGUCUCCCACGCAUCCGGCUUCCAGCCCUAUUGUGCCUACGGUGAACACUACCCCGCGCUCGCAACCACGAAGUGCCGUGUCGGGCUAUCCCCUACGCGAGCGCGAGAAUUAUGGCUAUGAUUCGAGCCCUCGAUACAGUGGAUAUGGCAGCAGCGUGCAUAGCUCUCCUGGAGGUAUCCCUCCACUGCCGGCUAAGCUGCCGCUUAGUGGACUCGAGCAGCAAGAUCCAAGCAUGGCAGCUCUGAGCGAAGAGAUGAAACGCAUUGACAUUGGUACUGUGAGUCGAGGGCGAGUACGACGAAGUCGAUUUGGUCCUUGAAUGAGCUCUAUCACCCAUGUCAUUUGGGGGCGUCUUUUUUUUUAUUUUUUUUCCCUUAAUUAUUUUUCCGGUUCUUUGUGCAUCGAUCGCACACGCCAUGAUCCAUUUAUGAGUACUGGUUGCAUCGUAAUCAUACACCGUGCAAUUUCCUUUAUUCUUCAUUUCCUCCCUUUUUCCAUCGUCUUCUUCAAAUUUCUCUUUUCACAUGGAUAAUAAUUCGCGGGCGAAGAACUUGGAUCUCAGCACCAAAUGUUUGGAGAACUAUUACGGCGUCGAUGCAAUAGACGGGGGCAUAAGGCAAGCUAGGCUUGGAUAUGAACACGACCUUAAGAUAUUGAUAUUACCUCACGCAUGAUCAAUAACGAUUUACCG
Molecule: messenger RNA, 3517 nt
Organism: Xylona heveae TC161
Lineage: Eukaryota; Fungi; Ascomycota; Xylonomycetes; Xylonales; Xylonaceae
Exons: 3
Coding region: 362-3145 (927 amino acids)
Source: RefSeq, a predicted model, not a curated record